CGUACAAGCAACCAGUGACAAGGAAGCCAGGUUAUCGCCAUAUUUUCUGAAGGCACCUUCCGGGUCCCUUAACCCGGGUGUCUAUGUCCAAGCGGCCAUGGAGUGAAUAAACACUGAGGACUUUCGUUUGUCCCUAUCAGAAUCCCCGAAUCCCUAGCUGCUCGUCCCUGCUACUUCGGUUCCCUCGACUGCAUUCGGACGCCACAGCUGGGCGGGGCCCGGGCCCGGGCGGCCCUUCCUGUGGACGACAAAGGCUGAGGCCGGGAGCGGGGAGGCGGUGGCCCCGGGGACAGGGCGCCCGCUGCUCGGGGCUGGAAGACCCCAUGGCGCCGCCCCCAGCCCCGCUUCUGGCGACGAGACCCGGGGAGACCCGGCCUGGUUGCAGGAAGCCCUGGGCCGUGAGCUUCGCGGACGUGGCCGUGUACUUCUCCCCGGAGGAGUGGGGGUGCCUGCGGCCCGCGCAGAGGGCCCUGUACCGGGACGUGAUGCGGGAGACCUACGGCCACCUGGGCGCGCUCGGAUUCCCGGGCCCCAAACCAGCCCUCAUCUCUUGGAUGGAACAGGAGAGCGAGGCUUGGAGCCCCGCCGCCCAGGAUCCUGAGGAGGGGGAGAGCCUGGGAGGAGCUCGGAGAGGGGAUGCCCCAAACAAGCAGGAAGAGGAACCCAAGGAAGGGCCAAGAGCCGAAGGACCUGGAAAGUCCCCCGGGAAAGAGCAGCCCGAGGAGCAGGUUAAACACACCCCCAAGUGUACUGUCAGCGGGGCUUCGGCAAGAGCACAGCCAGCCACAAAAGCUGCCUGGGAGCAGAUCACAGGCGCGCAGCCACCUGUCCCUGUGGCUAGCGUGGAUGCCCAGGCCAGCCAGCGGCGACACGUGUGUGCAGACUGUGGCCGCCGCUUCACCUACCCCUCGCUGCUGGUCAGUCACCGGCGCAUGCACUCGGGGGAGCGGCCUUUCCCCUGCCCCGAGUGCGGUAUGCGCUUCAAGAGGAAGUUCGCCGUGGAAGCGCACCAGUGGAUCCACCGCUCCUGCUCUGGGGGGCGGCGGGGCCGGAGGCCUGGGAUCCGGGCUGUGCCUCGGGCCCCAGUCCGAGGUGACCGGGACCCACCUGUGCUCUUCCGGCACUACCCGGACAUCUUUGAGGAGUGCGGCUGAGCGGCUCCCACGGCUGGAGUUGAGCCUGACCUUGGCGCUAAGGACGGACUGACUGAGCCCUCAGGUGGGCUCCUGAGUCAGGGACCUGAGGACUGCAAUUCUUCCCUUGGGCUUUCCGUAAGGAUCCCUCAAGUUUCCAACUUGUAAAAAGAGAAGUGCCUGUAAAGAUUCCAACAGAUUAAACUUGCUGCCCUCUCCCCAGUCUUUUGUAAAAGAAAACAAAGAGAGUGAGACACUGGACUUUUCUCAAAGUGUUAUCUCAGUAGCAGGUGCAACAGAGAUCUUUCCAUCAUCUCAGGAAACGUACAUUUCUCCUUAAUCUACUUCAGAGGCAAAUGGUGGGGGACUAAGGCCUGGGGAGGAGGCCCAGACGGAGGAUGUGGUCAAGCCCUAGCUGUUGUCACCAGCAGGGAGCCCAUGGUGUGUGGGGAGGGUGGGAAGAGCGCAGAGGCACACGCAGUAGUCCAGUCUCUGCAGCUGGCCCCUAGGCAGAGCCGGUAGGUCGCAUGCCCUCCCUGAGCCUCAUUUCCCUCAUCUGUAAAAUGCGGAUUAAUAAUAUCUACCUCAAAGGGUUACUGUGAAGACUGACAUUUUAACAAGAUAAUAUGUAUGACAUAGUAAAUGUGCAAUAAACUUGUGUUGAAAGAA
This is a messenger RNA of Lemur catta (Ring-tailed lemur), 1802 nucleotides long. RefSeq names its product zinc finger protein 688 (gene ZNF688). The transcript is spliced from 3 exons. Lineage: Eukaryota; Metazoa; Chordata; Mammalia; Primates; Lemuridae. The record is from RefSeq and is a predicted model, not a curated record. Gene Ontology annotation, biological process: regulation of DNA-templated transcription. The coding region runs from base 324 to 1154 and encodes 276 amino acids.